AUGACAACAACACCAGAAAAGAUUGGAAUUCUCGUGGUCGGCCUGGGAGGAAAUAAUGGAGUCACAAUGGUGGCUGGAUUUUUGGCCAACAACCAAAAGCUCGAAUGGGAAACUGGUUCGGCUGGACGAGUUUCAGGGCCCAAUUGGAAUGGUUGCAUCACCCAACUUCCUCCCAAGGGAGGUGGUGUUGGAUUUCAAGGAAGAUACCCGCUUGCUGAUGCCAUGAACGCAGCCAUUGGAGGAUGGGACAUACGCCCGAUGCCAUUGGGCGACGCUUUGUACGAAUCUCGAGUCUUGGAUUACGAUUUGGUCCGACAGGUGCGAGAGGAAAUGAAUUCCAUGGAUAUUAUGAAGGGAGUAUACGAUGCAUCCUUUUUGGGAGAAACCCAACAUGCAACUGCCGCGCAUAUUGUAACUGGACUGGAUUCUUUCUUUGAAAAGGUGGAACAUAUUCGGAAGGACAUUCGAGAAUUUAUUGCUUCCAACAAGGUCGAUGGUGCCACGACCGUCAUUUGGUCGGCCAGUGUGGAACGGCCAGCUGAAGUUCAAUUUGAAUCUGCCGAUGAGCUUCUGCAAAGUAUCCUUGACAGCAAAUCUGACUGCGAUAUUUCACCGUCCAUCAUGUAUGCCGUGGCCUCGGCGUUGGAAGGCUGUUCGUUUGUCAAUGGAGGUUCUCAGAAUACCUUGUCACCGGGAAUGAGUGAGUUGUACGAAGUUGCUUACCGAUCCAAAUCAGAGGGCAUUUUAUCUAAAUUUACAAAUGUAUCAACGAAACCUGCCUAUGUCUUGGGAACUGAUUUCAAGGCUGGCCAAACGAAAUUCAAGACGGCCGCCGUCGAAUACAUUCGUGCCUUGGGAUUGACCCCGCGAGUCAUUGCCUCGUCGAAUCACUUGGGCAACAAUGAUAUGCGAAAUCUAACAUCGAAAAAGACAAUUGCAGCCAAGAUGAGAGUCAAGAAGGAUAUCUUUGAACCAUGGCAAGAAGACGAAUUGGACCAUCAGGUUCGAGUCAUGUACACUCCCAUGAUGUUGGACGAAAAGCGUGAUGUCGUCGAAUAUACCUCCCUUGGGUUUCUCCAUUGCCCCCACACCAUGCUCACCUACACUCGAUGCAUGGAUUCCAUCUUGUGCGUUCCCCUCAUGAUUGAUGCUGCCGUUUGGUGUGACUUUUUUGGCCGUUACCAUUCCUCCUCUUCCACGGUCGCCCGCGCCACAGCCUACCUCUUCAAGGUUCCGGAAGGUGGUGCCAAGGGAGUAGAUCCUGGGUUCCAACGACAAAUGAAUGAAUUGGAAGCUGCAUUGGCAGCCACUGUCAAGGAGGAAGACGGUAGCAGCAAGAAGGACUUGUUGAUAUUAUUGAAACAGGGAGUUGCCUCUGGUAUCAUUACACAAGAGCAGGCCGAUUCGUUGAAGGCCAUUCCAUAG
Cylindrotheca closterium is the source of this 1425-nucleotide messenger RNA. The record is from the annotation of a GenBank genome assembly. Lineage: Eukaryota; Bacillariophyta; Bacillariophyceae; Bacillariales; Bacillariaceae.